ACAGCCUUGCAGCUGGGGCAGGAAGCGAGAGUGGGGAGGGGGAAGGCCACAGCCCGCAGAGUCAAGGCGGGCCCAGGACUUGUGGAGACAGAGGGUAAUACUAAAGCUCGAGCCCUGAGGCCCUGCUGGCCCCUGGGCACCGGCCCAGCCGCGGCCUCCAGGGAUGGCCCUUGUAGAUGCCGACAUCUUUACUAAGGACCCCCGGGAACACUAUGAUCUAUUGCAGCGACUGGGUGGUGGAACCUAUGGAGAAGUCUUCAAGGCUCGUGACAAGGUGUCUAAGGACCUGGUGGCUUUGAAGAUGGUGAAGAUGGAGCCUGAUGACGAUGUGUCCACCCUUCAGAAGGAGAUUCUCAUGUUGAAAACUUGCCGCCAUGCCAACAUCGUGGCUUACCACGGCAGUUACCUCUGGCUGCAGAAGCUCUGGAUCUGCAUGGAAUUCUGUGGGGCUGGUUCUCUCCAGGACAUCUACCAAGUGACUGGCUCUCUCUCCGAGCUCCAGAUCAGCUAUGUGUGCCGGGAAGUGCUCCAGGGUCUGGCCUAUCUGCACUCACAGAAGAAGAUACACCGAGACAUCAAGGGAGCCAACAUCCUCAUCAAUGACUCUGGGGAGGUCAAGCUGGCUGACUUUGGCAUCUCAGCCCAGAUUGGGGCAACCUUGGCCCGACGCCUCUCUUUCAUUGGGACACCAUACUGGAUGGCGCCAGAGGUGGCAGCUGUGGCCCUGAAGGGCGGAUACAAUGAACUGUGUGACAUCUGGUCUCUGGGCAUCACAGCCAUCGAACUGGCUGAGCUUCAGCCACCUCUCUUUGAUGUGCACCCUCUCAGGGUUCUCUUCCUCAUGACAAAGAGUGGCUACCAGCCUCCUCGGCUAAAAGAAAAAGGCAAAUGGUCGUCAGCCUUCCACAACUUUGUCAAAGUCACCCUCACUAAGAACCCCAAGAAACGCCCUGGUGCUGCCAAGAUGCUCAGUCAUCAGCUGGUGUGCCAGCCAGGGUUGAACAGAGGCUUGAUCUUGGAUCUUCUUGACAAAAUGAAGAAUCCCGGGAAGGGGCCGCCUAUUGGUGAGAUUGACGACGAGGAGCCUGAGCCACCCCCUGCCAUCCCUCGGCGGAUCAGAUCUACCCACCGGGCCAGCUCACUGGGGGUCCCAGACACAGACUGCUGUCGGCGGCACAUGGAGUUCCAGAGGCUCAGAGGAGUGGAAGCCAGACCUUCAGCGGACACUGUUUGCUUACAGGCCCCUGGAGACUGCCGGAGCACCAGCCCCAGGAGCCAGCUGUCAGAGUCUGAUGACGACUAUGAUGACGUGGACAUCCCUGCCCCAGCAGAGGAUAUGCCUCCUCCACUGCCCCCGAAGCCCAAGUUCCGGUCUCCAUCUGAUGACGGUUCUGGAGGGGUAGGAGACGACGGACAACUGAGCCCAGGGGUUCUGGUCCGGUGUGCCAGUGGGCCUCCUCCACGGACUCCCCGUCCUGGGCCUCCCCCAGCCACUCGCAACCCCCAUCUUACAGCCCACUCAGAUCCCUCACUAUGGAACCCACCUGCUCCAGAGCCGGGCCAGCCUCCACUCCUACCCCCUAAGAAGGAAAAGAUGAGGAGAAAGAUGGAGAAAGCGAAGCGCCACGAGGGAUGUGCCCUUCUUGUGAAAUUAUUCAACGGCUGCCCCCUCCAGAUCCACAGCACAGCUGCCUGGACACACCCCUCUACUAAAGACCAGCACCUGCUCCUGGGUGCAGAGGAAGGCAUUUUCAUACUGAACCGGAAUGAUCAGGAGGCCACGCUGGAGAUGCUCUUCCCUGGCCGGACAACCUGGGUGUAUUGCAUCAACAACCUCCUCAUGUCUCUCUCAGGGAAGACCCCCCACCUAUAUUCUCAUAGCAUCCUGGGCCUGCUGGAGAGGAAAGAGAUCCGAACAGGAAGCCCCAUCGCUCACAUUAGCCCUCACCGGUUACUGGCAAGAAAGAACAUGGUCUCCACUAAGGUGCAGGAUACCAAAGGCUGCCGGGCCUGCUGUGUGGCUGAGAGCCCUAGCUCCGGGGGCCCGUUCCUGUGUGGGGCACUGGAGACGUCUGUGGUCCUGCUCCAGUGGUACCAGCCGAUGAACAAAUUUCUGCUUGUCCGGGUGCUGUUCCCACUGCCCACGCCGCUGCCAGUGUUCGCGUUGCUGACAGCGCCGGGCUCCGAGCUGCCGGCCGUGUGCAUCGGCGUGAGCCCCGGGCAAGCGGCGAGGUCGGUGCUUUUCCACACCGUGCGCUUUGGUGCCCUGUCCUGCUGGCUGGACGACUCCAGCACGGAGCACAAGGGACCAGUGCAGGUGACCCAAGUUAAUGAAGACAUGGUGAUGGUGUUGAUGGACGGCUCUCUGAAGCUAGUGACCCCAGAGGGGGCCCCAGCUCCCGGGCUUCGCACCCCUGAGAUUCCCAUGACGGAAGCUGUGGAGGCUGUGGCUAUGGUGGGAGACCGGCUCCAGGCCUUCUGGAAGCAUGGAGUUCAGGUGUGGGCUCCAGGCUCGGAACAGCUGCUGCAGGAGCUGAGAGAACCCACCCUCACCUUCCGUCUGCUCGGCUCCCCCAGGCCUGUUGUGGUGGAGACUCGGCCCUCGGAUGACCCCACCGCCCCUAGCAACCUCUACAUCCAGGAAUGACCAUCUGAGAGGGCAUGCCAUGACUAACGGACCUCUGCAGAUUCUAACAGACACACUAGUGGUCACAGCAUGUCCUUAUCUCAUAAUAAACAUGACUGCA
This is a messenger RNA of Alexandromys fortis (reed vole), 2747 nucleotides long. RefSeq names its product mitogen-activated protein kinase kinase kinase kinase 1 (gene Map4k1). Bases 164 to 2647 code for a protein of 827 amino acids. Gene Ontology annotation, biological process: intracellular signal transduction; protein phosphorylation. Lineage: Eukaryota; Metazoa; Chordata; Mammalia; Rodentia; Cricetidae. Gene Ontology annotation, molecular function: MAP kinase kinase kinase kinase activity; ATP binding. The transcript has 32 exons. Gene Ontology annotation, cellular component: cytoplasm. The record is from RefSeq and is a predicted model, not a curated record.